Messenger RNA from Dermochelys coriacea (leatherback sea turtle), 5787 nucleotides. It is a transcript of the gene PCSK9, whose product is annotated as proprotein convertase subtilisin/kexin type 9. Lineage: Eukaryota; Metazoa; Chordata; Testudines; Dermochelyidae. Bases 579 to 2624 code for a protein of 681 amino acids. The transcript has 12 exons. The record is from RefSeq and is a predicted model, not a curated record. Gene Ontology annotation, biological process: proteolysis. Gene Ontology annotation, molecular function: serine-type endopeptidase activity.
GCAUGCGCAUUACAAGUAUAAAAUACAGCAAUGUCUAUUACAUGCAAUCACUGCCGAGGUGCAUUUAAUUAGACUGUUCUCCUUUGUGUAUUUGGAGUGGCUCAUGCACAGAAAAAUCUGCAUUUUUCUUCCUCAAGCUGUGAAUGGUAUUUUUUUUUUUUUUUUGCUUAAAUAAUCCUGUAAUAUGACGCCAGGAAAGAAAAAAGGGGCAGAAACCUGAUCUCAAUGGAUAAGUAAAACUCCAGUUAAUGUUUAACAAGCUAGAAUGGUCCGAUGGGACAACAGUGGCGUGAUCCGGCACAUCCACGCCCAAAAGAUUUCGGGAAGCACGUGGAAGUGUGGGGGGGGGGGGGAAGUGGCCACACCGAGUGUGUGCGCGAGGGGAGCACUCGCCGUUCGCUAAUCCGGCUCAGCCGCUGCAGGAGCAGAUCGCGCUCCCGCCCGGGGCCCCCACCGAGCUCAGCCCGCGCGCCCCCAAAGGCUCCGCGCGAGCCGGGUUCUAGGCUCCGCCUCGCGCCUUCUCGCCGGGUUCUAGGCUCUGCGGCCCCCGCUCCCUGGGUUCUAAGGCUCCCCGGAGCAUGGGCCGCUGCCCCCGCGCUCUGCUGCUGCUGGGCACGCUGGCCCUGCUGGCCCCGGGCCCCGCCGCUGAGGACGAGCACGACGAGUACGACGAGCUGGUGCUGUCCUUCCCCUCGGAGGAGGAGAACCAGACGGAGGUCGGGAGGCAGCUGGGCUCGGCCGCUUUCUACAGGACGAACAAGGACAUGUGGAGAUUACCCGGGCAGUACAUAGUGGUGCUGAAGGAGGAAACUCAUAAAUCCCAGACAGAGAGAACCAUCCGCAGGCUGCAAGCUCGAGCAGCGAAGCAUGGCUACCUAACCAAAAUCCUUCACAUCUUCCAGGAUCUGUUCCAGGGAUUUCUUGUAAAGAUGAGCAGUGAUGUGCUGGAUAUGGCUUUGUGGCUGCCGCACGUUGAUUACAUUGAAGAGGACUCCUACGUGUUUGCUCAGAGCAUUCCCUGGAACCUCGGCAGGAUCGUCACAGCACAGUACAAGUCUGGCAAAUAUAACCCUCCCAAUAAAGGAGAUCUGGUUGAGGUUUACCUGCUAGACACCAGCAUCCAGAGCAACCAUCGGGAGAUAGAGGGCAGAGUGUUUGUGACGGACUUCGAGAAUGUGCCAGAGGAGGACGGCACGCGCUUUCACAGACAGGCCAGCAAGUGCGAUAGCCACGGAACCCACAUGGCCGGCGUGGUGAGCGGGAGGGACGCUGGCGUGGCUAAGGGAGCCAGCGUUCGCAGCCUUCGGGUGCUGAAUUGCCAAGGCAAGGGCACGGUCAGCGGGACCCUAAUUGGCCUGGAGUUUAUCAAGAAGACCCUGACUGCCCAGCCCUACACCCCUUUGGUGGUGUUGCUCCCCUUUGCUGGAGGUUACAGCCGUGUUUUGAAUGCAGCUUGUCGGCUGAUGGUGCAGAUGGGAGUGGUAAUGAUUGCUGCAGCUGGCAACUACAAGGAAGAUGCCUGCUUGUACUCACCUGCGUCUGAACCAGAGGUGAUCACUGUCGGGGCAACCGACUUCGAGGACCAGCCCGCCUCCAUGGGAGCCUUAGGAACAAACUUUGGCCGGUGUGUGGACGUCUUUGCCCCGGGCGAUGAUAUCAUAGGGGCCUCCAGUGACUGCAGCACCUGCUUCACUUCCCAGAGUGGGACGUCCCAAGCUGCUGCACACGUGGCAGGCAUCACAGCCAUGGUUCUGAACACCGACUCUGCACUGACGCUCUCUGAGCUCAGGCAAAGGCUAAUUCAUUUCUCCACCAAAAACGUUAUCAAUGAGGCUUGGUUUCCUGAAGGCCAGAGGCUGGUCACGCCCAACAGAGUGGCAGGACUGCCCAGCAAACUCAUAGCAGGUGAGCAGUUGUAUUGCCGCUCCGUGUGGUCUGCCCCGUCCGGGUCGACUCGCUCUGCGACAGCUGUCGUGCGCUGCAGUGGGAACGAGGAGAUGCUCAGCUGCUCAAGCUUCUCCACAAAUGGCAAGCGGCGAGGAGAGCGUAUCGAGGUUCCUGGAGGCAGGAAGCAGUGUGUGGCUUACAAUGCAUUUGGCGGCCAUGGUGUCUACGCUAUAGCGAGGUGUUGCAUUUGGCCCAAAGCUGACUGCCAGAUUCACACCAGCUCCCAGGCUGCAGAUGGUGCUUCGACAACUGGAGUGGGCUGCUCCAAGGAGAACCAUGUUUUGACAGGUUGUAGCUCCCAUUCUUUUGCUGGCGAGUUUAGUGACAACGUCAGACCCGUUCUAAGGAUGGAGACCAGACACCACCAAUGCGUAGGUAGAACGGAUGUGACCUUGCAUACUUCCUGCUGCCAUGCCCCCAGCAUCGAAUGCCAGGUGAAGGAACACUCACCCGUGGGCUUCCAAGAAAAGGUGGCAGUGACCUGUGAUGAAGGCUGGACUUUGACAGGAUGCAAUGCGUAUUCCUGGGGGCCUGGCACCCUUGGCGCCUACGCCGUGGAUGACACUUGCGUGGUAAUGAGUGCUCUCGCUGGCAAAGGGGCAGCGGCCAUCGCCAUCGCCAUCUGCUGCAGAAGCAGACAUUUGGAAAAUGACAAGCACUCUUCCAACUACAAGUGAGGACAGUGCCCAUGGCCACAAGGCGCCCCUGCUGAGACAAAACUGACAUCACACCAAAAAAGACGCAUUCCAAAACCAUCACCUUUCCAGAUUCCAGAGCUGAGGCCACUACUCCCAGUUUGGUCAGGGCUGAGCGUGAUGGAAUAAGAAUCACUAAUUGCUUGCAGGUGGGAGUUAUAACACAUCUAAAAUGCAAGGGUUGUGGUGUCUGGAAACGCUUAAUCCCAGCGCCCUGAGGAUGAGAUUUCCCCCUCCCCCCCUUCUUCCACAGGACCUCCUAAUUUACUGCAUAUGGAUUCUAGCAGGGCGACAUUUGGCAAGAAGUCCUGCCCACCAGUUUGUAAGCAUAUUUUGUUUCUGUUGUCAAGCAGCAAGGUUAUAAGCUCAGUGUCAGCCAAGUGGUUUGAGGGUGACCAAAGGUGGUGUAUUUACUGCAUCAGGUCAGCAAGCCCUUCGCUCUUCUUGGCUGUGGUUGCUAGGUACCUUGGUUACCUCUGCAGCAUUCUGUGGGUAUUUGUGUUACCACCUCAUCCUUUUACUGCACUCGGGGGCGGAUUCUCCCUCCUGCUAUAGCCCCCGUGAGCAGCUGUGGCAGUGAGGGGGCCGUGAAAGCCUUGGAUUUGGCAAGGCGAGAAUUCUCCUGGCUCAGGAACUGGACUUAUGUGGCUCUCUUUAUAUCCCCUAGUGCAGAGAGUGAUGGGUGUGGGUGAAGCUCUAGGGGCUGCCAUUAAGGCGAUUCUGGCUGGCACAGUCUCCCCCAGGCAGUUCAGCUGCCUAAGCUGUCGCAGCAACACCCAGUCAGGGUCCAAAAUUUGCCUUAAAGCCACUGUAGUCCCCAAUCGGGCUCAGACUGAUCCUCCAGGAGGCGUAGCACAGGGCCCUCGCUCUCUGAUUUGCAAUUAGCCAAAAACCCCAGCAGGGGUUUUAAUUUUAAUUUUUUUUGUUUCUAGUAAAAUCUCGUUUUCUGGUUGUUCUAUAGCCUCUUUCCUCCAAGCAGAGCCCCAAGUGCUUUACAACCCCCGCUCCAGCAGUCAUGGCACUGAAACGUGCAAAGUGAAGGCCUCUGUGCACAACAGAGCAGUGUGGGCAAUGCCAUGGAUUCCCUCACCUAACUGCCCCUGAGCUGCUGAGACAGGCGAGGCCUGGAGAGGGAAUUACCCCCCCCCCCAGGAAAAUGCACCAGAGAGGAACAUCAGGGAGUUAGCACCACUGUGGCAGCAGCAGGAAUUUGGCCCAGGCCUCCUCUGGGUCUCCUAGUUGGCAGUUCUUUGCCUCCACAGCACUCCUCCCUGGCCACAGCAUCCCCAUGCCCAGAUCACUCAGCGUGGGGAGGUUCUCUGUGCAGGUCCAGAGAUUGUGCAUGAGGCAUAGUGCCCUUGGUCCGGACAUUUUCCUUCGUUAGCUGAGACCAGCCACAUGAGGGUCAGUUCUGAUAUUUUUGGGAUACAGGCUCCUGGCCACUAGGAACUGGACUGACACCAUCACUUCACUUUCUCUAGGUGCCCCCCAGCAGGGAUCAGCUUGUAACAACCAAUCCCCCAGUGAUGAAUGCAGUAUGAAUUCCUAGGAAGUACACUAAAGCUAAUGGACAUGAUCUGUAGUUUAGCCAGGCUUGGUUUAUAUCUCACUACAAUCCCUGACCUCACAAUGCAUUGUUUAUGUAAACAUUUAUAGUACAAAAGUGAUCUUUGUGGUGUAUUCACUUGCAUUGUCACAGUUUGGCAAAACCAGAAUCUCUGUAACCAAAUGCACUGUUGGUGGGGCUUUUUUCUUUACUCCUCAGAUUUCAACUAGACCCCUCAGGGCUAGCUCAUCUAGUUUAACACUUUUUGGAGCUUUAGCUCUCCCAAAAGAUAGCCUAAUAGUGUGGCAAAUAGACCCCAGUUUACUCUUAGUCAAGCUUGCACCCUCUAGUUUAAUUGCUUGCUUAAUCAGAUUUUAAUCUGUAAAGAUAGAGAUUUUGCUGCUGCUUUGUUAGCUUUUUUUUUUUUAAAGCAAAAGAAAGUUGAAGUAUAAAUGUUGACCUCCUGUAUUGCUUUAACUGGUCUCCUUUCGGGUCCUCCCUUCGGGGAAGCUUAUAUAUUUGAACUAACAUGCUGUAAUUCAUUACCAGUUUUUUUUUUUUUUUUUUAAUAUAAAGAAAGCUUUCAUCGUACUGUGGUUUUUACAUUUGUAUCUUGAAAAUAUUUAUUCUGAGUUUUAUAAACAGCAAAUUUUAUAAUGGUGUCUUUUUAAAAUAAAACACGUAUGCCACAGUUUGGGAGUUCAUCUGUGUACUCAACCGUCUUACUGUAAAAUGGCAGGAGAUUAACCAUUGUAUUCAGCAUUGUGAAUGGGCAUCCACCUCCCAGGGAACUUGCAUGGUGCUUAGCCAUCCACGUUGCUUGAAGUUGAUAGGAGAGGAGACAAAUAGGUCACUCAGGUGCACAGGAGGUUAGACCAAGUACAGGACAGUGAGCAGGAGUCCUGGCCCCACUUAGGUAUAGCUGCGCUGAAUGAAGCUGGGAGCAAGCCUCCCACCCCACAUAACCAAAGUUGUGCUAGCAGGGCUCAAGCUAGUGCACUAAACCCAGCAAUGUGGAUAGUCCAGCUUGUGCUGGAGCUCAGGCAGGCUUGAGAACCCAAAUGUUUGCCUGAGGCAGAAUGUCCACAGUGCUAUUUUCAGUGCGCUACCUGGAGCCCCUAGUGCACAUCUGCCUAGUGGGGCUGGAAGGGUCGCUCCCAACUACAGCGUAGACCCGAGUGACAGGCUGAGAACUUGGACCCAGUAGCUGUUCUGUGCUUCAGUUACCCUCUCUUACAGGGUAGCAUUACAGAGCCUCUGAAGAGAAGUACUAGAAGGGCAAAAUUAUCUUACCCGUACCCUUCAACUACUUGUUAGCCCAUGGGAAGAACCAGUCUGCUAAAGGAACUAACAGUGAAGCUAUUCUACACAGGUACCUACAAUAGCAGUGAUGGUGAAUAAAAAGAUUUGACUGCAAGAAUGAACUGCAUAAACCUCCUGUUGGUUUGUGUUAAAUGAGGCCUUAGAUGGAAAGUUACCAGUUAAUAAAUAGCACAUUGUUGUCCCUCUGCUUAAAUUAAUUAAAGGCUUUCAUAGAUUUGUGUCUAUUCAUUCUACUUAUAAGCUGCUUUUACCUAUCCAUAAUAAAGUUAACCUCCU